CCUUUUAUAUAAGGUUUCGAUUUCAAUUUUCUCCGAUUGAUUUCGUCGAUUAUCAACGCAUCGUCGGAUUGUUUCCUUGAUUUGUGCCUAUGUUCUCUGUCUGAUGAUUCCCCCGGGAAAUUCUUAAUCGGUUCUCGUGUUGUCUAAUUGGGCUCGGCUGAGAUUUUGGUGAUUCGUAUUUUUCUUCAUUUUCUGCUGUUUGGUUGCUUAAGAGAAAUCAGAGAAACGGAAUAUCUUGCCAAAUUGGGAACUUGUGGUAAAUUCUGUUGUUUUGCCAUUGAUUGAUAUGGACCUUAAUGCUCCACCCCAGCCCGAAGAAGACGAUGAACCUUUUAAGAGACGUCGUCUUGAAGAUCGAACUGAAUCUGCAGUUGAGAUCGCAAGACGGGUAUAAUUAAAUUCAAUUUAAACACGAAAAGCUAUAAUCACAGACUAUAUAGUUAACUACAUUACCAAGUGUUCUUGAUUUGGCACCUUAAAGGAGCGUGAAGAAAGAAAGAGAAGAAUGAGAGUAGACAGGCCAACUCGAAUCUCUCAGCCAGUUUUCCGUGAUCAGUAUCAUCAGAACAGAGAUACUAGAGUUUAUGAUAAAAGCAAGAUACCUCAAGGUUGGCUAGAUUGUCCUGGUUUUGGUCUGGAAAUAGGAUACAUUAUUCCUUCAAAGGUUCCCCUUAGUGAAUCUUACAACGAACAUGUUCCUCCUGGAAAAAGAUACUCUUUUAAACAGGUGGUCCGAAACCAGGGAAUAAAUGGAAGAAAACUUGGUCUUGUGAUUGAUCUGACGAAUACAACUCGUUACUAUCCUACACUAGAAUUAAAGAAGGAUGGCAUCAAACAUGUUAAGAUUGCCUGUAGGGGUCGUGAUGCAGUUCCAGAUAAUGUAUCUGUAAACAACUUCGUCCACGAGGUUAAUCAGUUCAUUUAUAAUCAAAAACACACAAAGAAGUAUGUCCUCGUCCACUGUACACAUGGGCAUAACCGGACAGGAUUCAUGAUAGUUCAUUUUCUUAUGCGCUCUACGCCGAUGAAUGUUACGCAGGCGUUGAAAAUGUUUUCUGAUGCCCGUCCACCUGGGAUCUAUAAACCAGAUUACAUUGACGCUUUAUACACUUCUUAUCACGAAAUUAAGCCUACGAGUCUUACUUGCCCACCAACUCCUGAAUGGAAGAGAUCUACCGAGCUUGAUCUUAAUGGUGAAGCAGUUCAAUACAUUGAUGACGAUGAUGAGGCUCCACCUGGCCCUGUACAAGAGAACAAUCAAGAGAAUGUGAUGAUGUCGAAUGAUGACAUAUUGGGUGAUGAAAUACCCUAUUAUCAGGAGGAAGCUUACAGGCAAUUCUGUUAUAAGAUGCUUAUGAUUGGGGGAAGAGGAUGUACGCAAUUCCCAGGUUCUCAUCCUGUAUCUUUAGACAGGGAGAGUUUGCAACUGUUGAGGCAGCGGUACUAUUACGCGACAUGGAAAGCAGAUGGAACACGUUAUAUGAUGCUCAUUACUGUAGAUGGAUGCUAUUUAAUAGAUAGGAGCUUUAAGUUUCGAAGGGUUCAGAUGCGGUUCCCUUGUAAGAACCAAACUGAAGGAAUAUCUGAUAAAGUGCAUCAUUACACUUUGCUUGAUGGAGAAAUGGUUAUAGAUAACGCCAAGGAUGAAAAAGGAAAGGCGAGGAGAAGGUACCUUGUAUAUGAUAUGGUAGCAAUCAAUGGCGAAUCGGUCGUAGAGCGGACUUUCUGUGAAAGAUGGAACAUGGCUCAGAGUGAGGUUAUCAAUGUCCGAAAUGCCGAGAAGCACAAAAGUCAUUGCUACAGAUACGACCUUGAACCUUUUGGGGUAUGGAUAAAGGGUUUUUGGUUACUUUCUACUGUUGAGAAGAUUUUGAAGAAUACUAUUCCGUCGCUUUCACAUGAAGCAGAUGGUCUAAUAUUUCAGGGUUGGGAUGAUCCUUAUGUUCCUCGAACGCAUAAAGGCUUAUUGAAGUGGAAGUAUGCAGAAAUGAACUCUGUGGACUUUCUGUUUGAGACGAGCGAGAAUGAUGACCGUGGAAAGCUCUUCUUGCAUGAAAGAGGGAAGAAAAAGCUUAUGGACGGCUAUUCGGUUGAGUUUAGAUACGAUGAUUCGGAUCAAUCGAGUUACAAUGGGAAGAUUGUAGAGUGUUCGUGGGAUAAAGAGAAGAAAGUAUGGGUUAGCAUGCGGGUCAGAGCUGAUAAAACCACACCUAAUGAUAUCAACACUGCUCGUAAGGUGAUAAAGAGCAUAAACGACAAUAUAACAGAGGAAGUGUUGCUUGAGGAAAUAAGAGAGAUCAUUCGUCUCCCAAUGUACGCAGAGCGCAUUCAAAGUGACCUUCGAGCUGCUAAUGCUAAUCGCCGAAGGUGACAAAGAAUUAUACUAUAUAUUUUUGGGGUCUCUCUAGAUCGGUAGGAAACUGUUUUUGGGUUUACAGGUAUCUCUUCUCUCAAUAGUUAUACAACUAAAUCAAAUUUGUGGACGAAAAUGGAACUAAAACAUUAAUUGUUUUGUAUUUUUGGACUCAAUGACCAUAUCCAUUAAAUUUCU
This is a messenger RNA of Eutrema salsugineum, 2551 nucleotides long. RefSeq names its product mRNA-capping enzyme. The record is from RefSeq and is a predicted model, not a curated record. Gene Ontology annotation, molecular function: ATP binding; mRNA 5'-triphosphate monophosphatase activity; mRNA guanylyltransferase activity. Gene Ontology annotation, biological process: dephosphorylation; 7-methylguanosine mRNA capping. Lineage: Eukaryota; Viridiplantae; Streptophyta; Magnoliopsida; Brassicales; Brassicaceae. Bases 506 to 2371 code for a protein of 621 amino acids. The transcript has 15 exons.